AUGUUUACAACAGCAAAGGAAAUCUAUGGGCCACUGUUUUCUGAUAAGAAUAGCACUAAUUCUACAAUAUUAAUUUCCAAUGAAAUUGACAUUAUGAAUGAUCCUCUUGAAGAAACAAUUACAAAUGUCAAAUCGUUUAAUUCUGAAAUUGAAACCACAAAUAAUAAUAAUUCUCUUGAAGAAAUUGAGAUCUUUUUGAUAGAGUGGAUUCUUUUAAUAUAUUCCUAUAAUAUAUUUUAA
Entrophospora sp. SA101 is the source of this 240-nucleotide messenger RNA. Lineage: Eukaryota; Fungi; Glomeromycota; Glomeromycetes; Entrophosporales; Entrophosporaceae. The record is from the annotation of a GenBank genome assembly.